Molecule: messenger RNA, 950 nt
Organism: Dendroctonus ponderosae (mountain pine beetle)
Lineage: Eukaryota; Metazoa; Arthropoda; Insecta; Coleoptera; Curculionidae
Product: putative sugar lactone lactonase YvrE
Exons: 6
Coding region: 1-921 (306 amino acids)
Biological process (GO): L-ascorbic acid biosynthetic process
Molecular function (GO): enzyme regulator activity; calcium ion binding; gluconolactonase activity
Source: RefSeq, a predicted model, not a curated record
AUGGCAGGUUUUAAAAUAGGUGCUUUUAAAUAUUCGAUUAGUAUUAAUUUAAAAACAUUUUUCCAGACACUAACUACCGUUUCGCAACAAUUCCCGCAGAGUCGAUUCAACGAUGGAAAAGCCGACAAACAGGGCCGAGUCUGGAUAGGCACAAUGGGCUUUGAAAACCCACAAACGCGUUCAUUGGACGCCAACCAAGGCAUGCUGUACAAAAUGACGAAAGACACUCUAAUCAGCCCCAAAGUGGAAGUGGCCCCCGUCAACAUCAGCAACGGACUUUGCUGGAACAAAGCCAACAAUAAAAUGUAUUAUAUCGAUUCGCCCACCCGAAAGGUGGUGGAAUAUGACUUUGAUGAGGAAAAAGGCGACAUUUCCAAUCCCAGGAUAGCUGUGGACAUCACAAAGUUUCCUUAUGUAACUGGAAAUCCUGAUGGCAUGACCAUUGAUCAGGACGACAAUUUGUGGAUCGCCCUGUAUUAUGGCGGAUCAGUCAUCAAAGCCAAUCCAAGAAACGGCCAACUGUUGCAGGUGGUACCGAUUCCAGCCAGAGAUGUAACUUCGGUGAUUUGGGGCGGCCCAAACCUGGACAUUCUCUUCGUAACCACAUCCAGGUUUCACCUGUCCGACACGGAAAGGAAAAUGUAUCCAGCAGCCGGCAGUGUUUUCGCCGUUACGAACCUAAACCAAAAGGGCCUGGUUCCGAACUUUGCUGAUUUGGUGAACAGUGUAAGAAGAGCAAACCUGAUCGCUGAAAUUAUACUGAACACUAACGAACUUUUUGCGCCUACUGUAUCAAACGAAGUGGUCAGCUACGCGCCUGUAAGCAGCAACACUAAUAACAAUCCACAAACAAGGACUGUUGAAAGAGCUGACGUUCCUUUCUGGAUGACAAUGCUGAACACGAUAAGGAGUAUCUUCUAAUUGGAUGAAAUAAAUGGCUUUUAUACGAA